AUGAUGGGCGGGACGGACGCAAUGCUGGUUUCGGAGCGUGCGACAGGGAAAUCCAGUGAGCCAAUCAAGGGGCAGCGCCCUGACGACCCAGAAGAAACGGAGGACGAAGCCGAGUCCGGCCGUCGCAGGAAGCAGCAAUCGACGACUGGGCAAGACACACCUUCGAGAUCGCAGAGUAUGGAAACCGGGACGCCUCGGGGAGAUGCCGCCGCGACGCGGGACUUGUUGGAGGACGAAGAGACGAAGGAGAACGACGGCACGAGUAGUGACGAUGCUGUGAGUAUGGCGGCAAUUGCUAGUACUCUCCAGCAGCUGGCCACGACAGUAAAAGGUCUUCGGCAUGAAGGUGGAGCGGUGGCAACAACGAAGGCACCGACAGCGGCGAGCGUAGCGGACGUGACCCAGACACUCACGCAGUUGAUGUCGAUGGUGGCGGAUCUGACGGCGUCCACUGGCAAUGACGCAGACAACCGACAAGUGGACAACGGCGAGGUGGAGACAGAGCAAGCCGGCGUUCAUCAAUCACCGGAAGUGGUGGUGGAACACCAGUCCGCAAGCCACGAGCAAGGACGCGUAGUGCGACGAGACCGGGGCGACUCCGGCCGGGAACAGCGACGCGACCACUCCAGAAGUAGUCAUAGCGUGGACUCACGCGAUGGACGCGGAGAUGGGCGACGCAGCAGGCAGCGGCACGGUAGAGGAGCUCGACGUGGUGAGCGUCGGGAAAGUCGGCAGGUAGCACGGCGCGAGCAGCAUGACGACGCACGGCGCGAGCAGCAUGACGACGCACGGCGACCGGCACAACGACGAGCGAGGCACGAGAGCCCGCCAUCGUCAGGCGAUGAUGACUCGAGUGGGUCGUCUAGUGAGGAGGAGCGCGGUGGAGCGGGCCGUCAUUACGAGGAGAGCAGCAGUGGUAGUGCGAGCAGCAGCCCGAGCAGCUCGGACGUGAGUUCAGACGAGCAAGAUCAAGCACGCGGACACCGAGGACGAGAUGAGCGACGCGGACGGCACGGACAACGUGGACGGCAUGAACGCCGCGAACGGCGAGAUCACGAGCCGGGGCGACGGCCACGAAAGAAGAGUGUUAAAGACUUGGAGCUUCCCAAGUUCACCCCUUCACCCAAAGUGAGCGUUAGUACGUGGAUCGAUCGAGUGGAGCUCGCGUUGAAGGGAGCGGAAGAGAGUGGAAGAGGCACGUGGUCAGACAAAGCCCUCUACUUUAUUCUUGGCAAUAAGCUUAUGGAAAGUGCUUCUAAGUGGUGGGUAGACAUGGAUCGGCGGCUAAGCGACCGUCGGAGAACGUGGACUUACCUGAUGAGAGCCCUGUUGCGACGGUAUGGAGAAAAGCUUGACAAGUCUGCGGCUGAGUGGCGGGUCAGCAUGAGGCGCAUGAUGCCCGGGGAAACACAUGCCGACUUUGCAGCCGGAUUACGAGGCAUGGUUGGAAGGAACAAAGUAAGUGAACGUGUUCUAUUAGCCCAAUUCUAUCGGUGUUUGGAUAAAACGACGAGGAAGCUCGUCAAGCAGGACCCUAAGCCAAGGACGCUGGAGGAAGCAGUCGACAAGGCAACCGAGAUUGACGACCCCAUGGACAACGUGGCCCAAGGGAUGGCCAACAUCGGGCAAGCAUGGGCGAUCGCGCCAAGUCGCUACGUGAUACCUAUGGACGGCACUACGGGCCAAACUGGCGUGAUUCCGGGGAUCAGCGGUACGGGAGUUCCGACGCUGAUGUCGGCUGGUGGCGAGAACGGCACGACGGCGGCUGGUGACGUACGGCCCGUGGCCCUUUUCACUAGUCCUCAAGGUGUAUACAACGCAUAUUCGGGCACGUGGGACCCACCGCCUGGCCACCUAUGGAACGGCAAAUAUUGGUACGAACCACGAAGGACGGACAAGAAGCGUGCGGCGGUGGCGUCGAGCGACAACAGCGGGUCGAAGGGCAAGUCGCCUGCUGUGCAUCAGAAGAAGAGACGGGAGAGAGACGACUCGAGCGAUGACGGGGCAGCUGGCAGGCCAAAACCGAGGAAACUGAAGGCGGCGGUGCGUCAGGCUGCUACGGAAGAGAAACCAAGCGGUGGAAGGACGAAUAUCACGGGUCAGCGCACAGGGAGAGAGAGACCUACAGACGGUGACCAGACAGCCGGACCGCGUUGCUACCGUUGUGGCCAGCAGGGACACAUGUCUGGUCAGUGUGAUUUGGAACCGGAGUGUUUCGCGUGCCAUCGGCGUGGACAUUUUGCAAGAGACUGCACCGGCUCGGAAGCUAAGAAGAAGAACGACGAGUACAUGCAACGUCGGACUGUGGAGACCAAGAAAUCGGCGGGAAACGACGGUCGGGCUCAGUAG
Molecule: messenger RNA, 2349 nt
Organism: Phytophthora nicotianae INRA-310
Lineage: Eukaryota; Oomycota; Peronosporomycetes; Peronosporales; Peronosporaceae
Exons: 1
Coding region: 1-2349 (782 amino acids)
Molecular function (GO): zinc ion binding; nucleic acid binding
Source: RefSeq, a predicted model, not a curated record